Molecule: messenger RNA, 2675 nt
Organism: Hermetia illucens (black soldier fly)
Lineage: Eukaryota; Metazoa; Arthropoda; Insecta; Diptera; Stratiomyidae
Product: collagen alpha-3(IX) chain-like
Exons: 11
Coding region: 128-2587 (819 amino acids)
Source: RefSeq, a predicted model, not a curated record
UUCAGUCAGUUCCAUUUCGCGAUUCACAGAGAUUAUUACAAAUAUUGCGGACCAGGUUUCAGCCAAAACAGGAUUAAGAUGCUAAAAGUGGUGCCCAAGUGAUCGAAGAGAACUGCAAGACUCCAACAUGGAGAAUAAGAUAUUAAGACGCUUUUCGGUUACUUACAGAACCUUCAGCGCAUUACUACUAUGGAUAAAUCUUCAAUAUGUUUUUGGCCAAAAUUUCGAGUUUGAAGAUCCUACACCAUGCGGACAAUGGCGACCAGGUGAUCCGGAUUUGUACAGUUUUGAUCUAAUCCGCGAAUAUCAUUUGGAUCAAGAAGCACUGCGGAACGAUGGCAUUCGUCGCGUCCAAGGAUCUAACCAGUUUCAAACUGCCUACCGUAUGGAACGUGAAUCCAAUCUAACACUCCAAGCGUCCCAGGUUUUUCCACAAGGAGUGCCACAUGAGUUCUCCUUCGAGAGUACAUUCCGGACGAUCUUUCCUCCUCAAGACCCUUGGUACCUUUUCCAGCUACAUGACUAUUCGCAUGAAUCUCAGUUUAGUCUCACUGUCAACCCGCCAAUGCAGACAUUAGAACUGACUGUCCCAGGAUAUGAUGGAAACCUUCAAACUAUUGCCUUUCAGGAGGCUUCGCUUUUCGAUGAACAAUGGCAUAAAGUGAUGUUAGGGGUGGACCAAGAUACAGUCACUCUUUGGGUCGACUGCCAACGCGUUAAUGGUCCAGACGGUCAGCAGUCUGCAUUUAUCAUGCCAAGAGGUCCCGUAGAUCACACGCAAGGAUAUUUUUCAGUGGCGCAAGAUGUUUACACAAGAAGGACCGUUCCGAUUGAUCUCCAGUGGAUGGUUUUCAGCUGCGAUUCGUCUAGACCCAUGAGACAAAAUUGUGAAGAACUUCCUAAAUACGACGUUGCUCCUAUUGAAGGCGGUAAUCAGAGUCGGUAUGGCGGCGCCCCAUGUCCCGAACAGUGCCCAAGAGGUCCACCAGGUUACAAUGGAACAGAUGGUCCGAUAGGACCGCGUGGAUUCCCAGGACUUCCUGGCCUGGAUGGAAGAGAUGGACCACCUGGACCUCCUGGCACAUUCAAUUUUGAAGGCCAUGCCGGAAUAAAAGGUGAAAAAGGAGAAGCAGGCGUUCCUGGUACGCCAGGAAAACCAGGAUUGCCUGGUAUAGCCGGACCUCCAGGAAUAGGAAUUCAAGGAUCACGAGGAUUUGUUGGUGAAAAAGGAGAGACUGGACCGCGUGGACCACCUGGCCCUCCUGGUCCACCAGCUGAAUCACAAGCUCCGAUUUUGAUACCAGGACCUAGGGGUUUUCCUGGUUUUAAUGGAACACAGGGUGAAAAGGGGGAACGAGGUGAAAGAGGUUAUGUUGGUGAACGUGGAUUACCGGGAUCUCCAGGAUUGCCCGGUCAACCAGGUGAACCUGGACCUCCUGGACCACCUGGCGUAGUUACAUAUGAAGGGGGAAGUUCAGGCGAACGGCGUGUGGUUGUUGGCCCAUCGGGUCCGAGAGGUCCUCCAGGAGUUCAAGGUCUAUCUGGUGUCCCUGGAGAGGACGGGAAACCAGGUUUAAACGGCGAACCAGGCACAGAUGGUAAACCAGGACCUCAAGGUCCGCCAGGGAUGCCUGGUGCUGAUGGAAUACCCGGGCUCCCUGGUUCUCGCGGUAUGAGAGGUGAACGUGGUGAACGAGGAUCAACGGGUGCUACCGGACCUCGUGGAUAUCCAGGGGAGCCCGGCCCGCCAGGUUUACAAGGUAUUCCGGGUCUUUCAGGUCCUCCAGGAAUCCCAGGUGAACCAGGGCAACCGGGACCUCCAGGACCACCAGGACCUCCUGGACCUUACUCUGAACAAAGGCUAACAUAUUAUCCUGACACUGGAUCAAUUUAUGGACAAUAUGGCGCAACCGGCAUGCCGGGUGAACGAGGAGCAGGCGGGGACAGAGGACCUCAAGGAUUUUCGGGCUUACCUGGAAUGCCAGGCCAGGAUGGCGUACCAGGACCCCCAGGCCCUCCAGGACCGCCAGGUGCACCUGGUUUGCCGGGAGUAUCUGCAACCGAAUAUUCUUCGCUUACCGAAGGCGAUGUUAAGGACAUCUGUUUGUCACUCCUUAAGGAACACGUAACGCAAUAUGUCUCAACGUUAACUGGACCACCAGGACCACCUGGUCGCUCACGUCCAGGUAAACCAGGACCACCGGGCCCCCAAGGAUCUCAAGGUGAUCAAGGUCCGCGUGGUUUUCCAGGACCACCAGGCCUACCUGGCAUUCCCGGACAAACUGGUUCACAAGGAAAUCCUGGAUCACCAGGCGAACGUGGUGAGAAAGGUGAUCGCGGUGAGGAGGGUGUUGGACGUGAAGGCCCACCUGGACCUCCAGGACCGGAGGGCCCACCUGGACAUGGAGCGGAUGGAGUACCAGGCCGACCAGGCGAAAGAGGUGAUACCGGACUGCCUGGAAUCCCUGGACCUAGAGGUCUUCCGGGUGCGAAUGGAGUAUGUCCCCCUUGUUCACAACAAAUGUACUAUCCGUACCCGCUUCAACAACAAAGUAAAGGACCAGUGAAUUUGAAUAUGAAAGGUUGAUUCUGAAAGAAAUUUUUGCGGAGGAAAUAUGCAUACAUACUUGUCAAUUUACUUUUUAUACCCUUAUCAUUAUAAUAAAGCAUCGGAA